CCCUGCUACAGAGGAGAAACUGAGUUAGCUGUGUUGUCUGCUAAGUGAUGUUUUCUUUUCACAUUACACAUUUAUAGCAUGACAGCUAUCGCAAGCUGUCACGCUAAAUCAACGAAAUCAAAAAAAGCUCGGACCAUUUGACUAGUUUUACUUUAUGCUAGCGUGAUUUAGUACGAUUUAACUCCAGAAUUUCGCAGAAUUUACUCCCUGGUCCAAUACAAGCGAGAUAGACUGGUUCAGCUUCAUUCAUGUCAAUGGAUACUCGGGACAGUACGAAGCUCCAUCCUCCACCACCCAGUGGAGUGGUAUCUGACAACCUCUCCCAGUCAUCCUAUCAAGAUUAUCCAGCUCACCGUCCCCUAAUCAACAAAUUUCUGCAUCACACUCCCCGACAACACACACAUCAGUCAUGUCGCACAUUAUCACCCAGCAAGGCCUUCCCAGAAACCAGCAGUGCAGCAAUCUUAUCUGCCUUGAGGAAUCUCCAGAAAAAGAUCAGGAGUUUGGAGUUGGACAAAGGACACACAGAAUCUGUAUUCAGAGACACACCAUACACACAACUACAGAGUGACAAAGUCACACAGGCAUCCUUAAGUAAUCAAACAGACAGAGGGAGAGAGAUGAGUGAUCCCUCCAACUGUAACCAAGUGUUGAUCACCCACCUUGCUGCUGCAGAGUCUCGCUGUGUGAGACUGGAACGACAGCUGGAACACAUGAAAAGGAUGUUGCACAAUGUCAAGGCAGACAAGACCAACCUGGUCAAACAGCAGGUUUCCAUGGAUACAGCAGAAAAAGCCCAUCAACAGCCUGACACAGUGUCCGAGCAUAUCCACCUGGAGAAGCUGGAGCGACUUGAACAGGAGUAUCUCCGGCUCACACGCACACAGAAAAACACUGAGAUAAAGAUGCGUGAGCUGGAGAUGAAACUGCAGGAGGAGGAGCAUCAGAGAAAGCUGAUCCAGGAUAAAGCCAUUCAGCUACAGACAGGUUUGGAGGCCAAUAGGAUCCUGCUGCGGUCAGUGUCGCCCUGUAUGACCACUAGACAGGCCAAAGAGAAGAGGUCCAGUUCCCAGAAGUCAUCACCGCAGCUGUUGUCAAGCACGCAGCCACAUUACAGACUGAGCCUCAGAGACGUGCCUUUUGUUGCUGGAACGUCCAUAGGCGGCAGCCACUCAGUCAGAGCAAAUGUCCAGUCAGUUUUGUCUCUUCUGAAGCAGCACCAGCCACAACUCUGCAACAGCCAUGUGCUCUCUGACCAUGCAAGCAGCUACAGGACUGUUGGCCACACGUGUUCAGAGAGUUCCUCCUCUUCCUCUUCCACUAGUGGAGAGGAGCUGUCAGAGUUGAUGCAAGCACUACACAAGGAGCUGCGACUCAUGAGCCUGGAGCAUGAAGAAUUAAUGAGGCAGAUGAGGGAGAGUGUGUCUCAGCAGGAAAGAAGGGAACUUCAGAGGGAGCAGGAGAGUUUGCUGCUCAAAAUGGAGAGGAAGGGAGAUCAGAUUAGUAAGCUCUACAAACAUAAAAAACAUAUAAAGAAGCUAAGAAAGGAGGCCAAUUUAAGGCAUAACUAUCGGAGUGAAGUUAAAAUGGGUACUGCGGUGCCCACAAGAGGGCGCUCCGCUGCAGCAGUCAAACUUAAACCAGGAGACAGAAGCAAGAGGAAUCUGGAGCUGCUGAGGGACAUGAAGGCUUUGAAGAACUCAUUACAGAGCUGAAACCCACCAGGACACAAACUCAUCCCAACGGUUUAGUCUUGUUGGUGCUAUCUUUCUACACGUGAACAUUAUUUCACCAUCAGUACAACCAUUGACUGAAAACCACCAGUUGAACAUGACAAAGGAACUAACAUGUGGACUGUUUGACUUGUGAUUUCUUGAGAAAAAUCUUAUUUUAACAAACUGGGAAAACGACAGUGUCUUUGUUGUCUUUAGUAGUCCAAUCUAAUCGUGUCAUGGCAGGAUCAUUUAUACUUUAAACAGACAUUUUUGUUCAAGAUCUGGAUAUGAAUUCAGGAUUUUUUUGACCCUCUCUGAGUGCUUUCUCUAGUUUUGCUUUCUGUAUAACUGAUUGUUCCCUCAGUGCUGGAAAAUAUGUGUUCAUUUCUCUGUUUGUAUAGACACCCACUUUUACUGCCAUGGACAACCUGGUCUUGGGAACCACCAGGAAGUGCUAAAACAUCUCUGGGUUGCUUGAUAGUUACACAUUCUCACAUUGUAUUAACAUUUACAAAGUGGUUGCAUCAACUGUCAGUAGUAGGAAGAACUGGCAGUGAAAGUGGAAUAUAUUACUAUAAUUGGAAUGGCCUUAAAAUAACAGUUACAUGGCAGACGAUAUCGGUGCAUACUUGGAAAUAUUCCUACAAUCAUGUGCUUUUUUGAAAUGAAAAUGUGUUUGUUGGGAAAUAAAAAUUGUAUUGCUUGCAUAUCCCUAGAAUCUA
Messenger RNA from Solea solea (common sole), 2437 nucleotides. RefSeq names its product centrosomal protein 57 (gene cep57). The record is from RefSeq and is a predicted model, not a curated record. Gene Ontology annotation, molecular function: identical protein binding; gamma-tubulin binding; microtubule binding. Lineage: Eukaryota; Metazoa; Chordata; Actinopteri; Pleuronectiformes; Soleidae. Gene Ontology annotation, cellular component: centrosome. The transcript is spliced from 11 exons. The coding region runs from base 249 to 1715 and encodes 488 amino acids.